Messenger RNA from Papaver somniferum (opium poppy), 3789 nucleotides. RefSeq names its product phytosulfokine receptor 1-like. Bases 401 to 3475 code for a protein of 1024 amino acids. Gene Ontology annotation, biological process: protein phosphorylation. The transcript has a single exon. Gene Ontology annotation, molecular function: protein binding; ATP binding; protein kinase activity. The record is from RefSeq and is a predicted model, not a curated record. NCBI's taxonomy places the organism in Eukaryota, Viridiplantae, Streptophyta, Magnoliopsida, Ranunculales, Papaveraceae.
UUUGUUUAUCCCUCUCUCUCUAAAACACACUCACAGACAUAAAUGAGUGCAAAAGAAAAUCAAAGAGAACCUCUUCUUUAAUUAGAACGCCAAAGAAAAAAAAGAAAAUGGUUCAAAGUCAAAACCAAUCUCUAUUCCUAUCUCUUCUUCUUCUUUGAAAGGUUUGUCUUUCUUUUGUUCAUUCUUCUUCUUCACACACAGAAAAAGCUUGAAUCUUUUCUUGUUCGCAUCAUACCAUUUUCAUUUUUCCGGGUUUGCUUGUUCAUUUGGUUCUUUUGAGCAAAUUUCAAGUGUUUAUUACAAAAAAUUAUGGGUUUUACAAGAAAUUAGAUUCUUUGUAUUGUACUAAGCAUACCCUUUGUGGUUGUCUGUCUUUUAAUUUUGGUUCUUGAUUGGAAUUAUGGGUUUAUUUGGAGAAGUAUGGGUUUACUUCGUUUUUGUGACAGUAUUUUCUCAAGUUGGUGUUUUGUAUGGCAAGAAUAUAAGUUGUAAUCUAAAUGAUCGUAAAGCAUUAGAGGAUUUAUUCAUAGGUUCGGGAUCUGCAAUUGAAUUGUGGGGUUCAGCUGUUAAUAGUUCUAUAGAUUGUUGUAAAUUGAUUGGGGUUACAUGUGAUUCUUCUUCAUCAAGGGUGAUUAAGUUAGAGUUUUCAGAUAGAAGAUUAAGUGGAAAUAUCUUUGAGUCCUUGGCAGAUUUGGAUCAAUUGCAAGUACUAAAUCUUUCUCAAAAUUUCCUGAAUGGUUCCCUUCCAUCUAGAUUGUUUAAGUUGCAGAAGUUGGAGGUUCUUGAUUUGAGCGCUAAUGAGCUUACUGGAUCAUUACCAUUGGAGAUUGAUCUGCCGUCUCUCAGAAUUUUCGAUGUUUCGAUGAAUUCUUUCAGGGGUCAAUUUGAUACAGGUAUCUGCAAAAACUCAACUCGAAUUACUAUUCUAAACUUAGCUAUUAACUAUUUCAAUGGAGAAAUUCCACCUGGUAUUGGGAAUUGUUCUUCUUUACAGCAUCUAAUUCUCAAUUCCAAUCUUCUGUCCGGAGGUUUACCUGAUGAAUUAUUCUCUUUACGGAAUUUGAGUCAAUUGCUACUUGAGGACAACUCAUUUAAAGGGAAUCUAAGUGAUAGAAUAAGUAACCUGUCUAACCUUGUUCAAUUGGACGUUUCCUCAAAUAGUUUUUCAGGAAGUCUUCCAGAUGCCUUUUAUAACCUCGGAAAGCUCCAACAAUUCUCUGCUCAUUCUAAUUUUUUCACAAGGCGUCUACCCACCUCAUUAUCAAAUUGCCCAACACUUGAAAAGCUUAAUCUGAGGAAUAAUUCUCUAGAUGGUUCUAUAGAUCUUAAUUGUACAGCUAUGGUUAAGUUGAAUUCCCUUGAUCUUGGUACAAAUCAGUUCCAUGGACCCCUCCCUGCUAGUCUUGGUUCUUGCCGGCAACUGAGAGCCAUGAAUCUUGCGCGUAAUAUUUUCCAUAGUCAAGUCCCUGAGAGCUUCAAGAAUCUGCGGUCACUCUCCUACCUUUCAAUCUCAAACUCUAGUGUCCAUAAUAUUUCGGCAGCUCUUUCAAUUCUGCAACAGUGUAAGAAUCUAUCUACUUUGGUCCUAACCUUGAAUUUCCGUAAUGAAGAAAUGCCUGCAGAUGUAAAUCUAACUUUUGCGAGCUUGAAAGGUCUAGUAAUUGCAAAUUGUGGGCUAACUGGUUUGAUUCCGCGGUGGAUGUUCAAUUCCAGAAGCUUGCAGCUUUUAGAUUUGUCUUGGAAUAAAUUGAGUGGAAGCAUUCCAGAUUCGUUUGUGGGUAUGGAUUCACUCUUUUACUUAGAUUUGUCAAACAACACUCUGUCGGGACAAAUGCCAAGAAGCUUAACCACACUUCCGAGUCUCGUGUCUCGUAAUGUGUCAUGGCAAGAUACAUCCCCUGAUUUUCCGUUGUUCAUGAAGAGAAAUCAAAGUGUAAGGGGUUUACGGUAUAAUCAGAUUGAUAGUUUCCCUCCAUCUUUGGAUCUGAGUUACAAUGCUCUCAGUGGAAUUAUCUGGCCAGAAUUUGGGAAUCUUAAGAAGCUCCAUGUGUUUGAUUUGAGAAAGAAUUUGCUUGUAGGAUCCAUUCCAUCAGAACUGUCAGGUAUGACGAGCUUAGAGACAUUGGAUUUGUCUUAUAAUAAUCUUACUGGAACGAUACCUACAUCACUGUCCCAGCUCAGUUUUUUAUCGAGGUUCACUGUUGCUAAUAAUCAAUUGGUUGGGAGAAUUCCUACAGGUGGUCAGUUUUCAACUUUUCCGCCUUCAAGUUUUGAGGGAAACAAGAAUCUAUCUUGUCCUGAUCACUCUAACUCGUGUCCUCCAGACGCAGUUCAUUAUUCUGAAGGAGCUGAACACGUGACGAAACGUCACAGAAACAUAGGUAAUGUUAUAGGAAUGGCUGUUGGGAUUGCAUCAGGGGCACUUUUACUCCUCGCCGUCAUAUUUUUUAUUGUAUCAAAGACCAACAACCGUACACAAGAUGAUCCUGAACUCAGUAACAUUGGCUCCACAAAUAAAGACUUGGAUGUAACGGGAUCUAGAUCAGUGUAUCUCUUCCAAAACAAGGACAUGAUCACCAAAGAGCUGUCUAUUGAAGAUUUGCUGAAGUCCACAAACAACUUUGAUCAAGCUAACAUCAUCGGGUGUGGGGGUUUCGGUCUGGUUUACAAAGCUGUCCUACCAGAUGGGAGAAAAGUAGCAAUUAAACGACUUUCUGGUGACUGCGGGGAGAUGGAUAGAGAAUUCCAGGCUGAAGUUGAAGCCCUCUCAAGAGCUCAACAUGAUAACCUGGUGCUUCUUCAAGGGUUCUGCAAAUGCAAAACGGAUAAGCUUUUAAUCUAUUCUUACAUGGAAAAUGGAAGCUUGGAUUACUGGUUACAUGAGAAAAUAGAUGGUGCUCUGUCACUUGACUGGGUGACAAGACUUCGAAUAGCUCAAGGGGCGGCAAAGGGAUUGGCUUAUUUGCACCAAUCUUGCAAACCCCAUAUUUUGCAUCGUGACGUUAAAUCAAGUAAUAUCCUCCUCGACGAAAACUUUGAAGCUCAUUUGGCGGAUUUUGGGCUCGCAAGGCUUAUUGACCCAUUUCAGACUCAUGUUAGUACUGACUUAGUUGGAACUUUGGGAUAUAUCCCUCCUGAGUAUGGUUUGGCUUCAGUUGCCACUUUUAAAGGAGAUGUUUAUAGUUUUGGUGUUGUUCUUUUGGAACUUCUCACGGGAAAGAGGCCGAUGGAUAUGUGCAAACCAAAAGGCUGUCGUGAUUUGAUAUCUUGGGUGCGUCAGAUGAAAAUAGAGAAGAGGGAAACUGAGGUUUUUGAUCCGUUUAUAUACGACAAGGAGCAUAAUGAGGAAAUGUUAUUGGUUCUUGAGAUUGCUUGCCUUUGUUUGAAUGAAUGUCCUAAAGUGAGGCCGUCAACCCAGCAGGUAGAUAAAUGGCUCGACAACAUCAAUAUCGAUUGGGAGGAUGAGACGGUAUGACCACUGUAUAAAUGAAGUUCUGUGUAGAAAAAUCAGUUUUUCACCCUGGACGACGGUAUAUCUUUUAUGUGGUCAACUGUAAAUACCUAUAAAAGUUUUUAGAUUCCAAGUUUUGUUUUCCAGCAUAGGAGAGAGCCGUUUAGCCGAAGCCUUGGGCGGACAUGCUAAGCUUUGCAGUUGUGACAAGUUCCUCAGUUCAUUAAUUGUAGAGAAGUAUAUCAUAUAUAUGUAUCUUACAUAAACUUGUAAUAUAAUAUUCUGAAAAUUUCUCUAGUUUUGCCAAUAAGAGGAAAUAUUCUUAUUACUCCCCUUCA